Messenger RNA from Gossypium arboreum, 1385 nucleotides. Its product is annotated as secretory carrier-associated membrane protein 4. The record is from RefSeq and is a predicted model, not a curated record. Lineage: Eukaryota; Viridiplantae; Streptophyta; Magnoliopsida; Malvales; Malvaceae. The transcript has 12 exons. Gene Ontology annotation, biological process: protein transport. Bases 424 to 1068 code for a protein of 214 amino acids. Gene Ontology annotation, cellular component: recycling endosome membrane; trans-Golgi network membrane.
AUGAAAGGGGCAAAUCUCGAAUUUCAUUCAAUAUCCCGCGUCACUCCCAAGCCAAGCCAAGCUAAUUUACAAAAAGUAAAGUAGCGUUUCUCUAUCUUCAAGUCACUCGACAAAAACUGGCCUAACUUUGGAGAUAAUUUUGGAUCUGAAACAGAGAGAGAGAGUAUGAAUCGCCACCACGAUCCAAACCCUUUCGAUGAAGAAGAAGUCAAUCCAUUUUCGAUGUUGAUCUCGUCUUACUUGGUCGUGUUUUGUCGUUUGGAUGUGCAUUAAAUUUAAAUAUAUUAGACUCUGCUAUUUAGUGUUACUUAUUGAGAGUCAUUGCAGAAUGGUGGUUCUGUCGCACCUGCACGACCACUGGCAUCCGAACCUUUGGGUUUUGGGCAGAAACAUGAUGCUACUGUGGAUAUACCUCUGGAUUCAAUGAAUGAUUCUAAGAAAAGAGAAAAGGAGCUCGCAGCUUGGGAAGCUGAUCUUAAAAGAAGGGAAAAGGAUAUAAAGAGAAGAGAAGAUGCUGUUUCCCAAGCUGGUGUUUCUGUAGAUGAUAAAAAUUGGCCACCAAUUUUCCCGAUUAUACAUCAUGAUAUAGCUAAUGAGAUACCGGUUCAUGCUCAGAGGCUGCAAUAUCUUGCAUUUGCAAGUUGGCUUGGCAUAGUUCUUUGCCUUGUUUUUAAUGUUAUUGCAGUGAUUGUCUGUUGGAUUCAGGGUGGUGGUGUUAAGAUUUUUUUCCUUGCUGUAAUCUAUAUGUUGCUUGGAUGCCCUCUUUCAUAUGUGUUGUGGUACAGACCACUUUACCGAGCAAUGAGGACAGAUAGUGCCUUGAAUUUUGGUUGGUUUUUCAUGUUCUACUUGCUCCACCUUGGAUUUUGCAUUUUUGCUGCAAUUGCUCCUCCUAUUGUCUUCCAUGGGAAGUCGUUAACUGGUAUCCUGGCAGCAAUUGAUGUUAUCUCUGAUCAUAUGUUGGCGGGGGUAUUCUUCUUUGUUGGUUUUGGGCUAUUUUGCUUGGAGUCACUGCUGAGCUUGUGGGUUAUUCAGAAAAUUUACUUGUACUUUAGGGGACACAAGUAAGAGAUAUGAAGUCAGGCUGUGCUAUGAUUACUUUUGGUGCACAAGAGAUAUAAAGCGAGGGUAUGCUGUGGUCGUAUGUGGAUGCCACGCCCUAUCUAUGGGGUAUUAUAUAUAUUUUAUACCUUAUGAUUGUGUUUCUCAUUUUAUGAUAUUGUCUAAUGGAUUUUGAUAUAAUGGGUUUGUAUGCAUUACAACUGAGGUAGAUUCUAGGGAAUUAGUUCUUACUGGCAUUUAGAGUUAAGAGGGAAGUGUUCAAGUAAGUAAUUUCAAAUUCUUUAUUAUCGCAAUUUAUUUCCCAUUCUUGGUUUUUUUUUCAA